UGCUAACCUGCCAUUUGGUGCUGUGCAGGAAGUGUACAGCGGGUCUAUCAGAGCUUUUUUCACUGUAAACCGCUGCCUAUUGAGGUUGGAAACUACGCUGAUAAGAGCAGUGAAUCAGAACCAAAACAGUUAAGUUACGGGUCGUAAACAUCAAGCUCUAAGAUGCUAAAAUGCUCCGCAGAUUUGAGGAGAACUGCGGAGUUGGGUGAUAAUUCACACCUUUCACAUACACAUAGUCAUUUCAUCCAUUGUUAAAUUAGUGCAAGUCAACUGGCCUUUGGAUAAGUUUGCACUCUCCCCUCACAGUGACAAAGAAAGACUCCUACUUUUCUUUCUGUGUAAGUUCAUGCUACAUGUGAUCUGAGAGAUCCAUCUGCCUAGUGCAUGAUGGGAAAGGCUUGACCCUAUACCAAGACCCUUAAAAAGACAGACCACGCAGGUAAAGACAGCAAAUCAGCCUCUGAGGUGGAGGUAUUGGCUCUUGUGAUGUGUGGAGAAUUUGGGCACAGAGCAUAAAGGAGAUAGUUGUUAAUUAGUUAAACUCUGCAUGACUCCUUCUCUCAGCAGAGGUCAGAGCACUGAGAACCAUCCAAGGAAAAAGCACUGCAGGGGUCCGCUGCCUUUCUCUUGGCAUUUUUUGGGCAUCAUAGUUGAUCAAAUGCUGGCUCGCAUCAGCACAAACCUCAAAUACUAUCACUAUCACUAUGAUUGCUUUUGAAGCCAAAGGCCAAGACAAGAUCAUGAACGAGUAAUCUUAAAUUCUUAUUUUGUAAAUUUUAAUUCACUAGGUUACAAAUACCACAGACACAAAAGCAAGUCUUCUCAUGAUUCCCAUGACUUGUUGGUGUAUAAUUCACAAAUGAACAAACAUUUUGAGGUCAGGUUUGCUUCACCUUUUUGUUCUGCUCAUUAAUAUCUCAGCUACAGUUUGCACAUUUAGCCCAACACUAAUUUUUAGCUUGUGUCUGAAGUGUUGCAGUAUCGUUAUAAAUCAUAACACCAUCCUUAGAUAAAGACUGACUAAACUCAAGUUUGACAGCAUUUGCUGUGCUCAAAUGGUCAUAUAUGUGUUAAUUGCAUUCUGAAAAUGUCUUUUUAAGCUUUACGAAUGGGCUGACAGUGGAGUUUCAGCCCAACCACACAUCAGAGAUUAUCUGUGAGUUAAUCGUGUGUAGGGUCCUACUGUACUUUUACAGGCUUUGUCAGCACAAAGGCUCCAGAUGAAGUGAACGUGGAUACGGGAACAUCUCUGCUUGUUUGAUGUGCAUAACCUAAAGAAUUGUUCGAGUUUUUUUCUUUCUUUAUCAGCCAUCCGCAGAACUUGCUCUUGAUCAUACCUUACUCAUCACUUUCUCAAGGUUGAGGCAGAAUGUUAAUGACUGUGUGGACUGGAUCAUUUUAGGGAAUAUAAAGCAAGCAGGCCACGUAGAAGGAGCAGUGAUGCUGUUUAUGACUUUGUGUGCAAGAGCUUAAGCUUUAAAAAUGAGCACGAUGACGAUUUGUCAUUUCUGUUCUAUGGUUUUUAAUCUAGAACAGAAUUAUAGCACAAAUGUGUAAAUCUUUCAAAUUUCCUGAAGCACUUCAGAUCAGUUUUACACCACUAGGUGGGACUGUUUACUUGGUAACAUCGAAAUGCUGCCAUGACGCUGGUGUAUUUUAAAAACUGGCCAUUUGAGAAUCCACUGCAGACUGUGUGCUGUGUUACUUUGGAAAAAUGUAUUUACUUAGUUAGGCUUUCUUAUGCUGCUCAACAGUUUGUGUCAGCAGCAGUGAAAUGGCAAAUUUGUUAGGACUAAAUGCAAAAGAAUCACAACAGUACACAUAUUAUAUUGUGUCUCUCUGCUGUUGGAAAUUUCCUCAAUAAAAUGAAAGGCUUUAUAUAAGAAAUCUUUUUAUAGUUAUAUGCAAACUAUCACAAUAAUUUCAGUACAGUAGCAGCUCUUGUGUUGGCCCUACAGUCUCAUUAUUCAUGAUGGCUAUUAGGUGAAAUAACUACCGGAGAAGUGUUAUAUCCCACUAUAGAAUUAAAUAUCUUCCCAUUUUCAUUUUUAUAUUAUGCUCUUAAAAUGAAAGUGUUUCUCACAUCAUAAGGAGGCUGCAUUCAGUAUUGUAUUCUAAUUGCAUUUCGCAAGAGUGACUCGCUGCACACAUUUCUGAUGGCUUUUACGUGUCUAUAGUGUCUCCCUGAGGGUAAAAGCUCAAAGUGUGGGAUCACUUGUAAUCUAGAGAGCUUUGGUCUUUAUAUUUAAAUCAUUUUCUCACUGUUGCAUCUAUGCCUCCCCUAUAAUUCUAGUUAAUCUAGUCCACAAUGUUUUACCAAAGUGAGACAGUGAUAUAUAUAUAUAAUUAUUGUUUUGGUUUUAUUUGAGACUGGGCAGUUUAGAGAAUGGGAACAGAGGUCUUGUAACAGUUUCAAAGAAGGCGACUUAUUUCAAAACUUUAAAAUGUAUCUUGGUGCCUAUUAAAAUCUGGAGGAGUUUGACUAAAUAACAUUGGAACAUCUAACAACAAUAUAUACUGUAAUCAACCACCUAAAGAGGGCUGGUUUCAGUCCCCUUUGAUCUUCUGUCAUACACAACUGUACAUAGUGGAAUAAUAGAAAACCAGCAGUUCUUUUGGUUGGAGAGACAAUGGAGACAUUACCUUGAAAUGCUGGUACAGUUUUUCAAGAAAACAAUGAUUGUUCUUUAGGGCACACCUGGUCCUCAUAUUCUUUAACUGCAACAUUGUCUACACAUGUAAUGACUCCCACAACACAAGAACUCAAAGUAUUACAGAUCCAUCACGACCGUUUAACAGUUGGCAAAAGAGGAUUGUGGGUUGAAAACCUUUGUCUCUUUCCAAACAUUCACCUGCACAGAAGAAGUGUAGAAAAUCUUUCUUUUUCCACUUAUCAAGGCAUCUAGGUUUGAGCUCUUACACACACAAGGUUUUACAUCUUUGUGUUUCCGUUUCCUUAUUUAAGCGGCCCUUCUUUUCCAUCUGCAUCAGCUAUUGCUGAUAUGUCUUUCAUCUAGUGGAGCACUCAUAUUUCUCUUGAGUAGCCCCUCUUCUUCUUCAGAAUACCAAUAAGUCUUACAUUAGGCUUAAAAUCAAUAUGAUCCUUUCCAAAUCUGUAUUUAUUCCUCUCUCAGAUUGUCUCUCAACCUUAGAAGCUCUGCUGUGCUGUAGGACAGAGAAGAGGCUGGUGAAGGAGGGAGGAGGUGAGGGGAAUGUGAGGGCGGUCGGACUUGGAGAUCAAGUGUUCUGCUGUUUGAUGGAAUUUGCGGUUCCAGUUUGGGUUAGAGGUAGUCUCAGGACUUUGAGAGACAGGAAAUGUGUUUAAGUCUUGUGAUGUAAUUUGCGUGGAUCUGGUGCGGUGUGUACCUGAAGUGGAACCAUCACCUUUGGCGUGCUUCUCUGUGCAUCCUGUUGUUCAGUUUUGUGUAACUUUCUUUAUGGAUUGUAUGCCAUUUAAACACCUGCACAUGGCCUGAGCAACGUGUCUGAUCUCUGUGACGUCAGCAGGGUCCCGACAAGACCAGGAAACGACUCCCUCCUUUUUCGGUUGGAGGAGUGAUGUCAUCGCAGGGAGAGCGUGAGGUUGGCUGAGGCUUUAUUGAGCUUGACGUUUUCUUACCAAGAGCGCCAGACGUAUGACCACAUGUACCAGUCAGUACGAGGACACACGACCAGGAAAAGUGAGCGCCAAAUAACAUGGGAACACGUUUGUGACUUGUUAUAAACCCCCCUGAGAGGGAAAAGGAGUGUGAGGCAAAGGCACACGGAGAGACAGAGAUGGAGAUAGAAACCCAGAGGGGAAGAGGGACAGCAUGAGUGUGCAUGCUGAUGGGGAUAGGAGCGUGUGGAGCUACAGAGCUGCAGAAUCCUGAAUCCAGCAGAUGGAGACUCCGUGUCCUUGUUUUGCAGUGAUCUGUGGGAGCAACAUGCAGCUUGUGCCGCUGCCUUGCACUGCUGCAGUGGAGGAGUAAAUGCGGAGCCCAACACUGCUCCAGGUGAUCCACAGCAGCCCAGCCCGACAGACUGCUCCCUCCUUAGCCUUCCCUCUCCUCCUCCUCCUCCUCCUCCUCCUCCACCUCCUCCUCUUCCUCCUCCACCUCCUCCUCUUCCUCCUCCUCCUCGUCCUCCUCUGUCAGUGCUCCAUUCCUCUGAGGGCUUUGAAAAAAAUUACAAGAAAAGAACAGAAAAACAAAGGAGAAAUCCUGCUUUCCCCCUCCGUUCUCAGAUGUGAAACACCUCUGCAUGACUGUCCACCGCUUCCCUGUCAUCGUGUGAAGACGCGCCGCAUAUGUGCUCCAAUGUCUCCGGAACAUAGACUCGCUGCAAGACCAGAAGUUUUCACCUUGGUCCCCUUCUCGAAAGUUCAAUGAAGGCAGACGCCUCCCUCCAGCCAGGAACAUGAAGGGCUUAUCGGGCAGCCACUCCCAGCACCAGAUCCCUUUACCCUAUGGCUUGGACUAUGACCCCCAUGUCCAUGACCUCCACGCUCACCAUGGCUCUGAUUCCCGCCACUCGUCCUACCUGCUCAGCCCCACAGAGAGCUGUCCCAUGGACUUCCACCACCGCUACUCGCCGCGCAGCUCCAUCCACUCUGAUUGCAUGAUGAUGUCCCCCGUCAUGAUGCCCCCAGCUGCUGCGCCUGACCACAUCUCCAGCAGCACCUUCCCCAGAAUGCACUACAGCUCUCAGUAUUAUGACUCAGCCACACGGGACGACUGCGCUGCCAUCACAGCCUCUGCCACCUCCCCAGCUGUUGCUGCUGCAGCAGCAGCGGCAGCCGCCUCCUCCCAUCUCGCCGGCACUAAGAGCAACCGCCUUCCUGCUAACCUACUAGACCAGUUUGAGAAACAACUGCCACUACACCGCGAUGGCUUCCACACAUUACAGUACCAGCGCACCUCCACCACCACUGAGCAACGCAGCGAGAGUCCUGGCCGCAUCAGACACCUUGUUCAUUCUGUCCAGAAGCUCUUCACCAAGUCCCACUCCCUGGAGGGAUCAUCCAAGAUGAAUGGCACAAAAGGUGAUAUUGUAGGAGGUGGAGGAGGAGGAGGUUAUCACCAUCAUGGCCACCACUCCACCAAACAUGGUAGCAAGAGGAGCAAGAGCAAAGAACGUAAGCACCGCUCUGGCGGCUGGUGGAGCUCCGACGACAACCUGGAUAGUGACAGCACCUACCGCACACCCAGUGUCAUGUCGCGGCACCACGGGGAACAUGUCAGCCACUGCUACCCAGAUUCCAUGCACAGCCACCACUUUGGAGACCUGUCACUCAAGACAUCUAAUAGUAACAAUGAUGUCAAGUGCUCAGCCUGUGAGACCAUGGCCAUGGCGCCCGAGGGCAAAUUCAUGAAGAGGAGCUCCUGGUCGACACUGACAGUCAGCCAGGCCAAGGAGGCCUAUAGGAAGUCAUCGCUUAAUCUAGAGAAACCCAUGAUGCACACGGACCUCAAGCCUUCAUCGCGGACAUGUCACUACCUGCAGGUGCCCCAGGAUGAGUGGAGUGGAUACCCAGGCGAGAAGGAUGACGAGAUUCCAUGUCGGCGGAUGCGCAGCAGUAGCUAUGUCAAAGCAAUGGGAGAGGUGGAUGAUGAAAGUGGUGACUCUGACACCAGCCCUAAGACUUCCCCACAGAAGGCCAUUCGUCCUGAUGCUCUCGUUCUCAAAUCAGCCAUGCAGAGACCCCAUUUAGACUCCCAAAGCCAGGGCUACCACUUGCAAACCACAAGAGAUAUGCGGCCCCACCCUAGUGUCACGCUGGACCCUGCCACCUUUCAUCCCCCACCCUUCCGCUCUCGCAACCAGAGCUACAUGCGCGCCGUCAGCACCCUCAGUCAGGCUAGCUGCGUCAGCCAGGUGAGUGAGACUGAGGUCAAUGGCCAGUUUGAGUCAGUAUGCGAGUCCGUUUUUAGUGAAGUAGAAUCCCAGGCCAUGGAGGCCUUGGACCUGCCUGGUUCGUUCCGCACUCGAAGCCACAGUUACCUCCGUGCUAUUCAGGCUGGUUAUUCCCAAGAUGACGACUGCUUGCCUUCAAUGACAUCCUCCACUGUCACUUCAACUCUCAGAUCCACAACAGGCGCCCGUAGCUUAGCUGGGGGGCGUAGAGAGUACGGUAGGUCUGGGAUUCAGUUUCGUCUCCCUACUUCCUGCAGUGUGGACCGUGCUCAGCCACCUCCAGCGGUAUCAUACCCUCCCAGUUACAAGAAGACUCCACCUCCUGUGCCCCCGCGCACCACCACCAAGCCUCUUAUCUCUGUGACAGCCCAGAGCAGUACAGAGUCCACUCAAGAUGCCUACCAUGAGGGCAGGCAUCCACGGGGCGGUCUGUGGACCACAGAUAGCCUUGGUCGUCCCAUCUACAGCUCCACGGACAGCCUGGACAGCACCAAGGCAGUCACCAUGGCCAUGGAGUCAGCAGCAGGCAAGAGGCAUGCAUCUUUGGGCAGCCACAGCUCUGUCCAGACGUGUGACAAAGCAGUGCUGGUGUCCAAGGCCGAGGAGUACCUCAAAACCCCACGUUCCUCUAUUGGGAUACAGGUGGAAACUGUGACAGACUCUGAGACUGAAAGUAAAGGCCUUCCUCAGUUCCAUUCAAUAGGGAUCCAGGUGGAGGAUCAAAAACGGCAUGGGAGGUUCAAGCGCUCCAACAGCGUGACCACUGCAGUACAAGCAGACAUGGAGUUGGAGGGCUUUCCCUCCAUGGAGGACAAGGGCCUGCAGUUUGGUGGUGGCUUCGGUCGCCACUCUGAGCCCAGCACACCCACGCAGUAUGGGGCCAUCCGUACGGUGCGCACACAGGGUCUGUUCAGUUACAGGGAGGACUACAGGCCUUCCAGUGGGCCCUCCAGCCCGCAGCCUGAACCUUGGCUGGUUGAACCCAGUCUGGAGAGCACCGACGCAGGCCGAGUGUCCCCCCUUCGCAGGGACGGCAGCUGGUUUAUGCAGCUCCUUCACAAUGAAACCAAGCGGCUGGAGGGAUGGUGCAAAGAGAUGGAGAGAGAAGCAGAGGAGCAUGACCUGUCAGAGGAGAGUGAGUGUCCUGAGGGAAGCUACAUUCUUGUCAAAGCAGUCCUAGGAAAAAUCCGGAGUGCAGUAGGAAGUGCUCAGCUACUAAUGUCUCAAAAGUUUCAGCAGUUUUACUGGCUAUGUCAGCAGAAUCUGGACCCCAGUGCCAUGCCCAGACCCACAUCUCAGGACCUGGCUGGAUUCUGGGACCUCUUGCAGCUUUCCAUCGAUGACGUCACUGCCAAGUUUGAUGAGCUGCAGCAGAUCAAGAGCAACCAGUGGCAGCUGGUGGAGAGCCCAGAGAAGAAGGAACGGAAGUGGCCACCACCUAUGCCAAAGCGGCCGGCCAAGGGACGUGGCGGUAUGAUGCGAGAACGCUCUCUGGACCUUCAGGACCGCCAGCGACAGGAAGCCCGCAGACGCCUCAUGGCUGCCAAACGAGCAGCUUCUUUCAGACAGAACUCAGCCACAGAGAGGGCAGACAGCAUCGAGAUCUACAUCCCUGAAGCCCAGACACGGCUUUGAGGUCCACGGAUUCAUCCUCAGCUCCCCUUGUCCACCUCCACCCAACACCAGCUCGUUGCGUCACAUCCAGCCUCCUCCUGCUGUCAUCAUCUAUCACUGCUCGCACACUUUUUCAUCAUCUGUUGCCAUUCACUUACUGAAGCUACACUAGGCAAGAUUUCAGUUGAAAUACAUCCUUUUUUUUAUCAGCUUAAUUGACAAUGUGGCACUGCCAAAGGGAAGAACGCCCCAUCUUCCCUGAGUGAGAAGUCAGGUGAAUCAGUUGAGUCAGGUGUGGACGGUCUUUUCCCACAGAAAGUAAUAAAUUAAACAUUUCAAAUGAAACUGAGAAAUCUGGACACACCAGCGUUAGACCAUUUGACGUUCUUGACGUUUUGGUAUUCUUUGGUUAAAACUGAACACAGGCCAACUAGAUUUGUAAACAUGAGCCACUAACAUAUGAAGUUGCCUAGUGUAGCUUUAAACCCACAAGGGUAUUUUUUUGAGCAACAUUAAGUCAAGUGAUUUAUUUGGUCAUAGCCAUUAUUGUUAAAUCUCCAGUCUUCUCCAUUGUUGCCAUUGCCCCGCUGUGAGUAAGAGUAAUGCUAUACUUGCCACAUUCAAAGGGAAACACAAAGUGCAACUUUUCUAGAGUUUCUCACCAGCAACAAUGGUCUUGGGCUAAAGCACCCUGUGUGAAGGAACAGCGGCAGCAGAGAUUGAUGUUUCCCACAGUGAUGUGUCUCAGCAAGGUGAAAAGGCCUUAAAAAAUAUGUAGAUUAUUGUGGAACUGCUGAAAAGAAUGCAAAUAAGAUUCUUUUUGAUGAGGUUUAAACUUCACACCCAGCCUUUUAUACGUAGGUGGGUAAAACCUGGUACCUUGGUUGAUCGAUUUCUCAAAAAGUCAAAAUAGAACGGUGUUAAAAAUGUUCGACAGCAUGUCUGAGGUGCUGCACAGCUGUACUCUAUACUAUCUUUCUAGCUAUGUAUCAUCUAUCCAUCUUUAACCAGGCAUGCUGCAGCUGUUGACCAGUGUUGCUGAAUGAGAUCUGAAAAUAAGGCUAAAACUCCUAGACCAUCACUUCAGCAAUUAUUCAUUUUCACUCAUGUAAUACCAUCCCCUCUUAGGACUAGACAAUUUUAAGCUAUGUACGUUAUUUGCUGCUGGAUGCAUUUCCAUUGCAGAACAAAUAUGAAUUAUUAACAAAAGACAGUUUUGCGCAGCCUGGAAGAGGUGACUGUAUCAAACAAUGCAUUUUGCACCUUAUAAUAUUCAUGUUUGUAUUUCCAAGGGAAAUGUAGUUUAUGAAGCUCAUGUGAUAUUGUUGCAGUUGAAUUGCAAGGACAGAUAUGGAAAAUUUACUACAGAAUUUCAUGUUACUCUAUAGGUCAUAUAAACUGCACCUUGUGUUGUUUUGGUUUCAUUUCUUUCUGAUGGCAUUCAGGCCUCUCGUAACUACAAUAUUGUGAUUCUAACACUUAAUUAUACUUACAGUAUCUAUCAUAUGACCAACAUCACAAUCUACAGUAUACAUUUAGUAUUUAUAGUUGAAACAGUUGUGGGUUGAUUUGACAGUGCGUUUGUCUUGCUUAUUAAGGGGUGUUUCUCAGCUAACAGAAACCAUAUCUCAUAACACACUGCAUCCAACCUUUUGUUCCAAGUGGGGCAUAAUGAAAACACUUCUGUUGUAAUUUUGAUCUGCUCAUGUAGUCUAGGAAAGACAGGUGCAAAUGACACUUUAACAAUAUUCAGUUACUAUAGUAAAUGGUGCUGCUUUUUACUCUAAAACUGUUGUCCUUUACCCAGUCCUAUGUGCACGCACACACACACUCAAGGACUUUUUAAACAGAGAUUUAUUAAUAUGGUGCCCGUUGUCUCUCCGAUGACUUGUGGUAGAUUGUGACUUUAGAAAAGAUCAUCUUUGCAAUGCUCUUGCCCUCAGUGAUGUAAAUGAGGAGAAGGUUUUAUGGUUUAACUUCCUUUCUAACAUGCAAAGAGGUCAGGGAUAUUUAUUUAUCAGAUGGGAGAGAUUACAGGCUUUGACAUUCCACCAACCUUAAAGUAAAAUCUAUUAUGCCCACCCUGAGCCAAGGGCAUACUGCUAUGGCUAGCUGAACAUACUGUAUUGUACCCGUCCAUAUUUUAUAAAACACCAACAAUGUUUCCCUAACAUUUUGCAAUACAUGCCCAUUCAUCCUCAUUUGCCAAUGUAACCCCAGAUAAUUAAAACAAAUGUCAAUAUAGGGCCACUAGAAUUAUGCUGCAGUACAGUGUUUAAUGUGUCCCAUUUUAUUGUAAUGAGAAUAGCACUCAGAAGGGGAGAACAGUCUGUGUACUGUAAAUACUGUGUGAGGCAGUGAGUCGUAUUUGUCGGGAGGGAUUAUAAUGGGGUAUAUUUUGCUUGCAUUUGUCUGACCAAUAGCGGAAGUAGUUUACGUCGUGACAUGUCUACAUCAGUGCUAAAUCUGAAACCCUUACCUUACCAGACGGCCUUAACUAAAACACUCAUGAAUGUAGAGCCCCUAACGAUGCAAAAAAAUGACCCAGGAGAUGAGCAGAUACUGGAAAAUCAGGAGAGAAGUCACUCCCAAACUUUUUAUUUAAUUUUUUAUUAAACUCAAUUAACUUUUUUUUCUAAUUUAUUUGAUUGGUUUUAAGAUGACAUAUGAAAGGGCACAAAAAUAAUAGAAGACGAAAUGCCAGGUCACCAAGGGCAAUACAUCAUUUCACACUGAUUUCAGGUUCACUGCAUCUUAAAAGUUAUCUCUCCGAUUUUCACAGGAAGUACACAAACACAAACAUGUAUCUCUCAGAAUAGAUUCUCUCGUUUCAACACAUAUAAAAACUGGAGUCCUAGUAGGAUCAAUUCGUGCAGCUUCCAAGAAAUAAUACAAUAAAUUGAUUAUAAUUAAAAAAGGCAGUGCUGGCCCAUUUAUAUUUACAAGUCCUUGUAGUCACAAUUCAAGUACAGAUAAAAGAAUAGGCUGUGCGAAGGUCCUCAUGCAGUGUAUAAACUAUGAACCAUAUUUCCUGAUACGUUUACACAGAGAGGUCUAUAGACUGUAAGAAUUAGUAAAUUCACUAAUUUUCUUAGUUUAGAUUUAUAUACAUCAAUAAAUAUAUUUACAAGACAUUUUCCAGCUUCCUUUGUAACUCACAUUCUUUAAACCAUAUUCAAGUCGAGUAAUUUAGUUUAACUGUAUAUCUCUGUACUGUAUAUACACUGUGCCCCAGUAUAGACUGAAGGACUAGCAAGUGAAGGGAAGAAUAAUUUGCUCGAAAAAUCAAGUGCAUUAUAUAAUUACAGAAGCUGAUAAGAUGACAAGGGCUUACUUUUAAGUUCAAUGAAUUCUCUAAUUUGUUUAAAAAUACAGAAUCUUCUUCCAUUAAGGGGCUUUACCUCCAACAUUAACACACCAUUCAUAGAGUAUUUCAAAGGAGGACCCCACAGAUUGUGGCUGAUUCCGUUUAAUUACCCUCUUUAAACAGGAACCAAAAUUGUUUGAUGUCAUUUCAUCGUAUUAAGCCUUUUCCUGUUCAAAUUCACUCUGAAGAACAAAUUGGCAAUUCAUUUCCUAUGAGUGUCUGUGUCAGUGUUUCAGUCUAUUUCUCUCCUCUCAAAAUGUGUCAAGAUACCAAGGAUGCCCACUUAUUCCAUUACAAUUUGGUGUAGAGAUAGAGUAUAGGGAAGUAACACAUUCAGUACUUUUUCUACAACAUAGAAUUUACCUGCUAACCUUCUCUUGGCCCUGCUUGGUCAACUAGUCACAAUUAGAUUAUUUGGAAUACCUCUAACUAGGAGGGAGAGGUUUUUUUAUAUUAUUAUUUAUAAAUAAAUAAUAAUUUAUUCUUCUAUUGUGCCCAUGCAAAUUUUAAAGGGGAACUAAUAUAUGAAAGGCUUAGAGAGGACUGAUAAACGGAAGUUUAUACAUUAUUAUCUAAUCCAGCUAAACAUGGUUAAGAGUAAAUCAAGGCUGGCUUUGCUAAACACUGAUAUAUAGCCACUGUGGUAGUCAUUAAACAGAUGUUAACCAGAGUAGAAUGUGUAGUGCCACUGUUUUGGUUGACAAGAACAAACGUCUGUUUUCUUUGGCUAUCUUUGUCAUGCUAUCUUCUAUCUCCCUUGUAAGUCUAUAAAUAUCAGCAUAUUCACUCAUCUUUUGGCUUGAUGUAGGAUACUGUUAGCUUUGAAAUAUUAAAGUCCUCAUUUAUUUCACCUAAGUUUUGCCCUCAGAGGGACUAACAACAGCCUCUUUUAAUUAUGACAUUACAGCUGAUGGGCUACUUUAACAAUCCAACUGCUCUUCCACCUGACUGAAAGUCAUGCAAAUCAAGUCUACUUCCUGCAGACUGCAUACUGUGAUUCCAUCAUGUGUAGUACUUGAUGAUCUGGUACUCAUUAUCAUCAUUACAGGGUUUCCUUUAAAACAAACAAAAACUGUUCAAACAGAGCUUUUUGUCUUUUUGUAGCUUCAGGUUCGUAAUUUCUGGAAUUUCCUUGCAAAUUGUUUGAAUCAAUUUCACUUUCCAACCAGUAGGCAUGAGUAAAAUCUACAAAGUCAAAGUGUUGAUAGUAGGUAAUGAGGUUGGUUUAGCACAUAGAAAACUAAAUUACCUUUCCUGCUUGAUCAGCUUGUCAAACCAAGUGGGAGAGAGUAAAAGGGACAGAACAGGGGCGAAGAUUAACAGGAACCAGACCUCCCGACCUCACCGUCACUGGCUUGAGUGAAAAAUGAUGUCACUUCAGCUGUUUUUGCACCAAUCACCUAUCAGUAAGACUGAUAUCAGACACAAAGAUGUCCUCAAAAGUCACAGGGACACCAGCUGCUGCGAGUGAUAUACACUAUUACAGUAUGUGUGACAUGAAAUACACAUGAUGACAGAAUUAUAGAUACUAAGCAUAUGUGUUUUUGUGGUAUCAUGCGGGGCUAUUCUAUAAUCAUGGUACCAUUUUCCUGUUGCUGUAUAUCACUCGUCAUCUCUGAUGAAACGCACAUUUUUUUUUGCGUCUGUGUCACAUAUUUUUACCCACCAUGCUAUGAGGGGCUUAGGAGUGUGGCAAUUAUGUACAUUACAAAUCCUCAGGUGCCUUACAGUUUGAUUCUCAUAGGACUCUGUGGGUGAAUGUUUUGGGUCGAGAUACAUGAAAGGACUGCAACACCUCUUAAAGUGCAGGUUUGUCCGUAAUACCAUUAACAAAGGGCUGGAAACUGGGCUGGGUCGUACUGCAGAAUUUAAAACUAAUUUACAUUUAUAUUUGACUAAUCCAAACGUCCUACUGUAAUAAACUUCAGCACAAUGCGGUCUAGAGGAUAUCAAAGGAGGAUUUGCUAACAUUUGUUUUCCUCUUCUUUUUUUUUUAUAUUUGGUUUAGAUCACAUAGAGGUUCUGCUAUGAUUCACCAUGAUGCAGUUACAUUUUUAGAACUGAAUUUAGAUGUUAUGACAGCGGAUAAAGAUCCAUUGAAAACAAAGUGAAUUGUAGGAAAUCAUUGGAUUUCUGUGAGUGGAAAUGACGGUGUAAACAUCUCAGAGUGGAUGUCACAUCCAUUUCAGCAAAUCUUAAAAGAUCAUUUAUUUAAAGGUGUUUCUCUAUUUUUUCUCCUAGCUGUGAUAUUGUAAUCUUAUGAUGUUUUUGCCUUUUUUGGCGUCUACAUCUACAGAAUCUAGAGACUGACAAAACUUGACCAGCCAAAAAGUGCAAUAGUGUUUUCAUACAACGACGGGCAGGCUCACCUACAGCUAUUUACCUCACGGUUAAGUGUUUUUAGCGAACAUGGUAUAUUAGGAGUAGUUGUGAUCUCCACAGGAACAUUUUGUCAUGCCUGUGUACUAUGCAGCAGUACUUCUGUGGGGCGGCAGAGCUUGCAGGCCCCGAUGCAGAUCACCUUUCACUCCUGCAAGCACGCAGUCCAUUGUGCUACACACUUACAGGAGCAAAAACGUGUGCUGUCAUUGUCAUCCAGCACUCAGUCCUAUACAGCUCAUCCAUGAUCACUUAGUUACAAUUUACUUUGUGCUGAUUUAAAAAACAAGAUAUCUAGUGUAUAGAAAAAGUCAGCUAACUGUCAGUAAUACUCUAAAAUGAUCACAUGAAUGUGAUAAGUUAGAGUUCCUUUGCCAGGGUCACUUUGCCCUGUUAAGUCACUGCUCAAGACAUCUUAUUGCUUUGUACAACACAGUUCGCACCUUAUUUUAGACUAAUAUCGUUUAAUAGUUGUCCUGAAGAUAAACCUCAGAGAAGUCUGUAUAGGUGCUGAAUCAACCAACUUCUCUCCUUGUACUUUUCCUAAAUUAGCUUUCUUUUGUUUAUUCUGACAAUCAGCACACACCAAAAGCAUCAAAUGCACACACAUACACACAACAACAGCAGUGUCAUAUCCUCAAGAAAGAGCCCUGAGUUUCCCUUAUACCAUCUUGAGGAACGCUUUACAGUCUUUUCAAGUGAGGCUCCAUUCAGUUUUCAUUGAAAGCUUUUCUCCUUGGUUCUGAUACAAAUGCACUGCAAAGAUGUCUUUCUAUUGCUUGCUCUCUCUUCUCAUAAAUCAUGUGACUUUUGAUGCCAUAGAUCAGAGUUCCGCCUGUUGUCAGGCCAAACAGCAGUCAAGUGAGUAAUUAUGGUCCAUAUUUUUGAUGUCAUGCUUGCAUUAAUGCUGGGCUGUAUGAGAGUGUAUCUGCUCCUCAAGCAAUAAGCCUAAUUUAGAUAUUGAGGUUGGCUUUCAUCCUGAUCUUUAGACUUGUGACAAACCUAAAUCUGAGGGAUGUUACAGUACUGUUUAGGUGGUUGUUGAGCUACUUAAAGUAACAGUCUGAUAUUUUGGGAAAUAGGCAUAUUUGCUUUCUUGGUGAGAGUUACCUAAGUCGAUCGAUACCAUUCUCAUUUCUUCACGUUAAACAUGAAGGUACAGCCAGCAGUCGACUAGUGUAACUGAGCAUGAAGGCAGGGAGAAACAGCUAGCUUGGCUCAGUCCAAAGGUAACAAAACCUGCCUAAAAGCACCUCUAAUUGCCUAGCCUAGCUAUCCAGAGUGAAAACGCUGGUCUGCCAAAUAGACCAUCAUAAAACCACAAAUUGUUCAGGGCACUGGUAUUGCUUCUUGGGACACUUCAGUGGAACUUUAGCCAUCUUUAAUGUUAUUGGUUACAGGUUGGCACCUGUGCUUUUCCUGGAUUUUUGUAUGGAAUAAACAAACAGGACAUAACAUGUUAAUUAGGGAGCUUUAGAGAUGCUGGUAGGCAGAUUUUGUUACCAGGCUAGCUGUUUCCCCAGUUCCAGUCUUUAUGCUGAGCUAAGCUAACCCUCACCUGUAUGUAGUUUCAUAUUUAUUGUACAGACAUGAGAGUAGUAUCAAUCUUUUCAUCUCUCCAAGAAAGCAAAUAAGCAUAUUUCCCAAAAAGUCAAAUUAUUCCUUUAAACAGGCGAACGUUUUGCUUAGGUGACGUUAAAUGAGAAUUUGUUUAGACAAUGUAGAUGCUUACAUCUAACAUUUUCUCAUACUUGAUUUCUGUAAGUCCUCUGUAAGUAAAUUAUUAAGGUUGAUUUUAUGAUUUUUUAUUUUUUUUAAUUUUGAACUCAGUACCCAUCUACAGUGUUAUGGGUCUGUGUCAGUGUGAUCAAUCUACAUUUCCUCUGAAGAAUACCACUGCUCAUCUCUGCACCAAUUCUUGGACAUAGGAUCACAGUUCAACCAGAAUAUACAGGCAUAUGUUGUCCACAUUUGCAUAUUUAUUUUGAAUUGCGUGCUACUGUAUAACUGGGAGGAAAAAUGUUUCUGUGCUGUUCUUUAUGUUUCAAUGUUUUAUGAGGGGAGAGAGCAGUCACAAUUUUGUUUGCCUUUGGUGGAGAAAUGUCUUGUGUUGUGGCUGUGGGUAGAAAUAACAGAAGGCCUCUUAUGGGUUUUUGAAUGUGACAUGAGAAAAUUUUGAUAGUAUAAAAGGUUUGUGGUUAGCUUAAAACUAUUUUGAAUUGUUAGAUAUAUCAAUAAUGAGGAUAAAUAUAAUGCCAAAUAUUCAGUAUUUGUACAGAAAUAUACAUAUAUAAAUAUAUAAUAUAUGCCUAAUUUAAAUGGAACUAUUUUCCGCUCUUGACCAUGUUUUUGUUGUUUAACGUUCCUUUGUCAACAUUAUUUUAUAAGAUCUUCAGAUAGCAUGCAGGAUAGUGAAAAUGAAUGUAUUAUUUAGUGUUUCAUUGCUGCUCAGUAUUACAGCAUUCUACAGAUCAGUUUGUGUUUGUAAGAUUAAUUUAAGCUGAAUAUUUCAUUUCUAGAUUUGUUUAUCUAUAAAUGAAUUGUAAACUUUCUUUUCUAAAUGCAAGAUUUUGAAAUGGUUUCAACAAUUUAUAUAAUUUUAUUAUUUUCCUGCUUUAUCAAUGUGGUUCAGUAUAUUUUGCCUCUUCAAAGUACUGCUAUCAACCAUCUGUUGUAAAUAAUUAUGCAAAUUAAACUUUUUGAAGAAAACAG
This is a messenger RNA of Siniperca chuatsi (mandarin fish), 15967 nucleotides long. RefSeq names its product disks large-associated protein 2-like. The record is from RefSeq and is a predicted model, not a curated record. NCBI's taxonomy places the organism in Eukaryota, Metazoa, Chordata, Actinopteri, Centrarchiformes, Sinipercidae. Bases 4399 to 7530 code for a protein of 1043 amino acids. Gene Ontology annotation, cellular component: glutamatergic synapse; postsynaptic specialization. Gene Ontology annotation, biological process: signaling. Gene Ontology annotation, molecular function: molecular adaptor activity. The transcript has 13 exons.